Messenger RNA from Cladophialophora immunda, 2146 nucleotides. RefSeq lists its product as uncharacterized. Gene Ontology annotation, molecular function: RNA polymerase I core promoter sequence-specific DNA binding. Gene Ontology annotation, biological process: RNA polymerase I preinitiation complex assembly; nucleolar large rRNA transcription by RNA polymerase I. Gene Ontology annotation, cellular component: RNA polymerase transcription factor SL1 complex; RNA polymerase I core factor complex. NCBI's taxonomy places the organism in Eukaryota, Fungi, Ascomycota, Eurotiomycetes, Chaetothyriales, Herpotrichiellaceae. The record is from RefSeq and is a predicted model, not a curated record. The transcript is spliced from 4 exons. The coding region runs from base 125 to 1978 and encodes 617 amino acids.
CUCGUAUGUGGCACUCACAGAACACAACGACCACCUCUUCCUGCUCCUGUCGCUCUGGGUAUCAGCCUUGACCAGUCAUAAGCCGUCAUGUUAACGAGAUCGUGGGCAUUUACACUCGGCCGCCAUGGACGGAGAAGAGUGCGGGACAUGUGGCUCAACCGAGUUUUACGAUGAAGAUGGCAGGAUCUUUUGUGCAAACGGUCAUGACCAGGAUCUGGGCCUGGCGACUGCCGAGGACGACGCCGACUUUGGGAGGCAGGGCACCGUGGUGAGAAAGAAGGAAAUCAAAACGAAGCAAAAGAUUUCCAAAGUGCUUCGUGGGUCCAAAGCUUACCAACUCUUUCUUCAAUCAUGGCAGCUCAUCCUGUGGAAGCAAUGCUAUGCGCUAGUCCAUCAGAAAGGAUUGCCGGCAGAGUUGUGGGCAGUUGUCCGGGACCUCUGGGCACUGUGGCUCUCGAAGCUAGAGCAUCGGCUCAGCGACAGUCUCGCAGAUGCGAUGGACAAAGCAAACACGACAGCAAGCUCAGGCAACGAGACGGAUACCGAUCUGGAUGCUGAUGUGAAGGGUGAGCCCGAGGGCAAAAAACACACACACCUCUAUCCUAUGCUUGUUGAUACGAUAGCCUUGAACUAUCUGGGCAUUGUCAUGCUAAGGAGACCCGUGGGACUGGCCAAAGUCUUGAAAUGGAUACUACAAGAAGACAUUCCGUUCAUCCGCGCCAUCAGAUAUGUCCCUCAAGACAUGAAAGACAGAUUGCCGGGAGAGUAUCAGCAAGCUUUGGAUACAUUACGGCUAUUGGAUUCUGAUGACCUUCAGAAGGCUAUCUAUCACCGCGCAAGAUGGUAUGACGCAUCGUUUGGCAUGGUGAUGCCACAGAUAAAUCAGAAUCUCUUGCUUCUCGACUAUAUCCGCCAACUUGCUCUGCCACCCGAGGUCUACAGCAUGGCUCGUCGGCUCAAUAUCAUCACCAGGUACGACUUCUGCUAUUCUGGUACUGCAAAAUCGCCGCAUCCAACGAGGCGUCAACCAACAACAUACCCAGAGAGCCAGCUCAUGUCUCUUGUCGUGGUUGCCACAAAGCUUCUCUUCCCAUUCGACUCAGAGAACGUAAAGCGCUAUCCACAAGAUCCCAACGAUCCAGCAACAUUAUGUAUGAAUUGGCCAUCCUGGCUGGAAACCAAAGCGAACUUUGACAAUCAAAUCGCAGCUGGCGAAGACCGUAACGUCCUCAAACCAGGAUCUGAGGUCCAUGUUACAGAUAGUGACAUCCUCGACAUGACUGACCAGCAACUGGACCAGUACAUGGACUGGUACCAGAAGACGUGGGUCACAGGUAAACAUACCUCACCAACAGAUCAAGCGACAGAUCAAGGCAUCGAGAGAGAUAUUCUCGAAAUGUUCCCACUCCAUGACGUCCCCGAGCGUCCUAAGACACUGGCAGAGAAUGAGAAAGCCAAUGUGGAAGAACAGUCUCGUCUCAGUGCGCGGAUCAUGCAUGUCCAAUGCUCUCUAAAGGCACGACGGGCCAUCACUCUGGAAGAAGAAAGCGAGCGAAGUCUAGACGUUCUGCGCCCCGGGUCUCGAUACCCGCGAUACCCCAAAGUCGACGACCUGGAUAAGGCGGCAGAGAGUGCCGUUGUGAAGGUGUUCCACCAGGAAGCGGCCGAGGGAGCUUGUUUGAGUGUCAAGGCCUUGUUGCUGGCUGUGAAUCGUACAGAGGAGAAAAUGGAACAGUGGCUUGUGGAUAGGAGACGGGAGGAGGCGUUCGGCGCGGGAAUGGAGCAGAGUGAAAAUAGUGGGGACCACGGCGACCGAGACCCUGGGGAAGACAUGGAUUUCAUCCCUGAGACGAGUCCCCCGGGAAAACUGGCGAGAGACAUGGAGGGCUUGGAGAUUGGGCAGUCACCCGAUGUCCAGGGCGAGAUCGAAGGGGCUGUUGACAUGGAGAUGUUGCUUCACUCGUCACUCGGAGCGUGAGGCUCUGAAGGUGGCCAACGAAGGAUAGCAAUUGCUGCUUGUACAUUGUGGUUAUCGCUCCAUCAUUCAUGAAGGCCGCUUGCCUGUCUGUGCAGGCUCUCAGCAUAUCGACUGUACAUCGUUGAGGGUGCCUAGACCGACCGAGUUCGUGCCUCGUCUUCAUUCGGC